Messenger RNA from Jaculus jaculus (lesser Egyptian jerboa), 2493 nucleotides. RefSeq names its product adhesive plaque matrix protein-like. The transcript has a single exon. The record is from RefSeq and is a predicted model, not a curated record. Bases 1 to 2493 code for a protein of 830 amino acids. Lineage: Eukaryota; Metazoa; Chordata; Mammalia; Rodentia; Dipodidae.
AUGGACGCGCAGGAGCCCAUCCUCACCACCCAUCCUCACCGCCCAUCCUCACCGCCCGUCCUCACCGCCCGUCCUCACCGCCCAUCCUCACCGCCCAUCCUCACCGCCCAUGCUCACCGCCCGUCCUCACCGCCCAUGCUCACCGCCCAUCCUCACCGCCCGUCCUCACCGCCCAUCCUCACCGCCCAUGCUCACCGCCCGUCCUCACCGCCCGUCCUCACCGCCCGUCCUCACCGCCCGUCCUCACCGCCCAUGCUCACCGCCCAUGCUCACCGCCCGUUCUCACCGCCCGUCCUCACCGCCCAUCCUCACCGCCCAUGCUCACCGCCCAUCCUCACCGCCCGUCCUCACCGCCCAUCCUCACCGCCCAUGCUCACCGCCCGUCCUCACCGCCCAUGCUCACCGCCCGUAUUCACCGCCCGUCCUCACCGCCCGUCCUCACCGCCCAUCCUCACCGCCCAUCCUCACCGCCCGUCCUCACCGCCCGUCCUCACCGCCCAUGCUCACCGCCCAUCCUCACCGCCCGUCCUCACCGCCCAUCCUCACCGCCCAUCCUCACCGCCCGUCCUCACCGCCCGUCCUCACCGCCCAUGCUCACCGCCCGUCCUCACCGCCCAUCCUCACCGCCCAUGCUCACCGCCCGUCCUCACCGCCCGUCCUCACCGCCCAUGCUCACCGCCCGUCCUCACCGCCCAUGCUCACCGCCCAUGCUCACCGCCCGUCCUCACCGCCCAUGCUCACCGCCCGUCCUCACCGCCCGUCCUCACCGCCCGUCCUCACCGCCCGUCCUCACCGCCCAUGCUCACCGCCCAUGCUCACCGCCCGUUCUCACCGCCCGUCCUCACCGCCCAUCCUCACCGCCCAUGCUCACCGCCCAUCCUCACCGCCCGUCCUCACCGCCCAUCCUCACCGCCCAUGCUCACCGCCCGUCCUCACCGCCCAUGCUCACCGCCCGUCCUCACCGCCCAUGCUCACCGCCCGUCCUCACCGCCCAUGCUCACCGCCCGUCCUCACCGCCCGUCCUCACCGCCCAUGCUCACCGCCCAUGCUCACCGCCCAUCCUCACCGCCCAUCCUCACCGCCCAUGCUCACCGCCCAUGCUCACCGCCCAUGCUCACCGCCCAUCCUCACCGCCCAUCCUCACCGCCCAUCCUCACCGCCCAUCCUCACCGCCCAUGCUCACCGCCCAUGCUCACCGCCCAUGCUCACCGCCCAUCCUCACCGCCCAGCCUCACCGCCCAUGCUCACCGCCCAUGCUCACCGCCCAUCCUCACCGCCCAUCCUCACCGCCCAUGCUCACCGCCCGUCCUCACCGCCCAUGCUCACCGCCCGUCCUCACCGCCCAUCCUCACCGCCCAUCCUCACUGCCCAUGCUCACCGCCCAUGCUCACCGCCCAUCCUCACCGCCCGUCCUCACCGCCCAUGCUCACCGCCCGUCCUCACCGCCCGUCCUCACCGCCCGUCCUCACCGCCCAUGCUCACCGCCCGUCCUCACCGCCCAUGCUCACCGCCCGUCCUCACCGCCCGUCCUCACCGCCCGUCCUCACCGCCCAUGCUCACCGCCCGUCCUCACCGCCCAUGCUCACCGCCCGUCCUCACCGCCCGUCCUCACCGCCCAUGCUCACCGCCCGUCCUCACCGCCCGUCCUCACCGCCCAUGCUCACCGCCCAUCCUCACCGCCCAUCCUCACCGCCCAUCCUCACCGCCCAUGCUCACCGCCCAUCCUCACCGCCCAUCCUCACCGCCCAUCCUCACCGCCCAUGCUCACCGCCCAUCCUCACCGCCCAUCCUCACCGCCCAUGCUCACCGCCCAUCCUCACCGCCCAUGCUCACCGCCCAUCCUCACCGCCCAUGCUCACCGCCCAUCCUCACCGCCCAUCCUCACCGCCCAUCCUCACCGCCCAUGCUCACCGCCCAUGCUCACCGCCCAUCCUCACCGCCCAUCCUCACCGCCCAUGCUCACCGCCCGUCCUCACCGCCCAUCCUCACCGCCCGUCCUCACCGCCCAUCCUCACCGCCCGUCCUCACCGCCCAUGCUCACCGCCCAUGCUCACCGCCCAUCCUCACCGCCCAUGCUCACCGCCCAUCCUCACCGCCCAUGCUCACCGCCCAUGCUCACCGCCCAUCCUCACCGCCCAUCCUCACCGCCCAUGCUCACCGCCUAUGCUCACCGCCAAGGAGCCAGGCCUCCAGCACCCGCUCGAGCUGGAGCGCAGCCAAGCGCCGCCCGGCGACAGGACGCAGGGGGCAGUGCCAAUGAGCUGUACAGAGAGGGCCCCAGGCCCACUUCGAGGCCCAUUCCUCCCUACCCCUAAUAAAAAGAGAUUGGGGUGUCUGCCUGGUUGGUUGCUGCCUCUUUCUGUGCCCUCCUUCCCAACUCCAGGCGUCAACCUGAGAUGGGUCUACUCCGUCUCCCACCCCCUUCAGGCUCGUGCCAGAUUGCCUGCCAUGCUGCCAGCUGAAAACGUACCCCCAGAGCGCCACCCUCACUAG